UUGGGUUUCAUUCUUGCUCGCCUUGACCUAGAUUUUUCAUGUUUUCUCUGCAAAUAUUUAAUUUGUUUUGAACUUGCCAGGUGGCAUCAGUGUUACGAAGCUGAUGAGAACACCUGUGAAAAGCUGAAGCUAGAGCACUUUGAGGCCAGUAUAACUGUGGUUCUCAGCAUUGCCACGGAACCAGAGAGUAUUAUUGAAUCUGCAGAAGAAGAGUCAAUUAAUUUUAAUGUUGGUGGCUGGCAUUUCUCAAUUCCCAAAAGUAAAGUCACUCAAUUUCCUGAAUCUCCGUUAUGGAAAGCAGCUGCUGUACAAGACCAGUCUGAAAAUCUAAGAUUAUUUAUUGACCACGAUGGUUUUAUAUUUAGGCACCUUCACUAUUACAUGCAGACUUCAAAAUUAUCUUUUUUCAGUUGUGCUGAAUUUAACUUAUUACAUGAGCAAGCAUUAAUUUUUCAGCUGACACCUCUAGUACAGAUUUUAGAUAAUUUGAAGGAGGAGAAACAUAAUUUAUUUGUCCGACCUGCAGAUAUACCAGUAGCUCAAAGAACAUCUCCGAGUUACUGGAGAACGCGAAAAAGUACCAGCAAGCCCUCAGAGAUUCCUCCCAAAAGAAGAGCAUUCACAGGUUUACAUGAAAGUGCUCCCCUAGGGCUAGUGGAUACACCUUUACUUGAUACAGAAGAAGAAGUGAAUUACUGUUUUUUGCCACUAGAUUUAGUGAGAAAAUAUCCCAUGCUAGUUAAUGAUGACAAUUUGCUGUGGCUGCUUGAGAAUGCAGUCCUGAUUGAAUGUGAAUGCAGUGAGUUCCGUUUCAUAGGUCUGAGCACUGGACAGAGGAUGCCAACACACUUCCAAUAUUUUAUUUUUUAUUUUCAAGCUAACUUUCUCCGCUCGGAGAAGAUCUUGUUGCCCGAUGACUUCUCCGACAUCGACGUCUUGGAGGAAGAAGUUUUACUUCUGGGAAUUCCUGAACUUAUAGACGCUUUGAGGAUCUAUAGAGGCGGCGGCGCGGCGGGGAGCGGCGCGGGCGGGCGGCGAGGGGCGGCGGGGCGGCGGGCGCCGCUCUUCUGCCUGGCGCUGGGGCUGCUGUCGCGAUAUCCCGACUCAGCCCUCGGACAGCUCCGCCUGGGCGGCGACCGGCGGCGGCUCCACGUCUGCGGCACCGGCGGCCUUUUCCAGCACGCCAGAGAUUGGUUGGGAACUUGCCAACUUCCUCUCACUGAAAGUAUUUCUGAAAUCCAAGAGCUCUGUGCUUAUUUGGACAAAAGGGACAGCACAUAUGAGCCAAUGAAAGAUGCUUUAAAAUGCUAUCUGAAGCAACAGAUGCCAUCAGGGAGCAGAGAUUACAAUGCAGACUGGACAGCAGAAGUGUCAGUAUGCUCACUGCAUCAGAUUGUGAAAGUUUAUGUAGGAAGUAACUGGUAUGAAACUUACUUACAGACACUAUUGAAGUACCCAGAGCUGCUGUCAAAUGACAAAAAAGUCUGUUGGAUCACCUAUGGUCAAAGUCUUCUAAUCCAUGGGGAUGGACAAAUGUUUCGGCAUGUUCUCAACUUUCUAAGACUUGGGAAAUUAUUUUUGCCAACAGAAUUUAAAGAAUGGCCUCUAUUUUGUCAAGAAGCAGAGGAGUACCAGAUCCCUUCUCUUUUAGAAGCACUUUAUCACUGUGAUGCAUACAGGUUGUGGAUCCAAAACAAGGAAUUGCGCAAUGAAUGUUCUUUCCCAUGUAGAAGAUUAGAUAUUGUGUCUUGGAAUAAGGAGCAUGAGUUCAGCAAAGACCCAGAAGAGGUGUAUCCAUAUGCAGCUGUGGAUUCCAGUAAACACUAUGUUAAUACAUGGAGCAAUAUAAGAGAUCUGACGGGAAAGCAAGAUGCCAAUGGGGAGAAGGCAAAGUGUUCCAAAAUGGUAUCAUGGGCUAGGGGGACAAAGCGAAGGAAUACACUUGGAGAAUACGAAGAAUCCUCACACAGUAUGGUAAACUCCAGCUUACUUUCAGUAAGCCCUCCAAGGAAGAGAGAAAUAAGAAGCAGUUUAACAAAGAAAGAAGAAGAUAAAGACUCAGCAACUCACGUCCAGAAAUUACUUUCCCUGGUAAAGCGAUGGGACAUGCUGAACUCCAAGAGAUGUGAUUCUCAGCACAUAAAAAUAUCCGAUGGUUGCGUCACAGGCAGCGUAUCUCAAUACAACACUCCCGAAAAGGACAGAGGUAUCAAAGAUUCUAUUGCUUGUUCUCCUGGGAAAAUAAGCUUUACAACUCAAGAAAACAAUCCCAUUACCCAAUAUGAAGCCAGGGCUGAAGGAAAGCAGCUGGACCAAUACGUGUUCAGACAGAGUCUGCCAGUUACUCCAAGUGCUGGAACAUAUACAUUCAACACCAUAAAAACUACUUCCACAAUAGGAAAAAAUAUGGAGAACAUAAACAGGGAGCAAGCAGAAGGAAGUUUACCCAGUGAAGUAAGAGACAAGAGCUUGCAGAUGAAACUCAUCCCUAUAAAAGGCAAAACAAUGGACAGCAAACAAACCCGUGUUCUUCUGGAAGAUCACAGAAAUGUAGGGCUGAUUCUUAAAGUUGAACAUCCUCCGGUUUUAGGCAGUGAUGGCUUUCAUACAUACAAUGAAGAGAGUGUUGUUUAUAGCAUUCUGCUGGAUGGCACCCAGCUGGAUAAUUCAAACACUCAAGCACUACCCAAAGAUAUUGUUUUUCUUCGCUUUUCUCUCUCGCGUGAGGAGAUAUUCUAUGCCAGGAAGUGCCACUUUUUCCUGACUGAUGUCAUCCUGGACUCAAUAAGGCAGAAGGAUCCCAAGGAAAUCACAGCCAAGAUCAUGACCCUUGUGAACAGGCUUUGGACCCAGCAGCUCACACCCAAGGAGUUUGUUGCUGACUUACUGAACACAGAGUAUUUUAAAGGGGACAGAAAGAUUCAUGAAGAGCUACUGAAGUGGGUGGAAUUUACCUUGCCAUUUGCGUGGAAGUACAGCCGCUGCCUCGAUUUACUGAUACAGAGAGGGCUUGCUAGAUGUGUCUCAUACUUUGCCUUGGAAAUGUAAGUUUACAGACUGUUAAUAAAGUUUUUUGA
Molecule: messenger RNA, 3077 nt
Organism: Cygnus olor (mute swan)
Lineage: Eukaryota; Metazoa; Chordata; Aves; Anseriformes; Anatidae
Gene: KCTD19
Product: potassium channel tetramerization domain containing 19
Exons: 17
Coding region: 382-3048 (888 amino acids)
Biological process (GO): protein homooligomerization
Source: RefSeq, a predicted model, not a curated record